UAAAAAAAAAAAACCACAUGUCGAAAUAAUGUGAGAAGCGGACACGCACAGAGACACGCGUCCACGCACAGAGACACGCGUCCACGCACAGAGACACGCGUCCACUGUCGUUUCAUUAGAUUGUAUUGAUUUCCACUGGAGAAUAACGCGCUGUGUCUUUACCGGACGCGCCGAUAUACAAUGAAACGCAACCGGAGAACGAGGCUUGAAGAUAAUGAAGGAUGUUGCUGAGGAAGGUUUUACUCGCUCUCUUCGGGGCUUCCCUCGCGUGUUUCCUCCUCGUCUUCGUGGAUUUGCAGCGCAGGACCAGAGCUGAAAGUAACGGGGUGCAGAGCGGGGCGGGACUGGGACCCCGGCCGGGUUCAGAGCGUCCCAAGCCGGGGAGACCCCCAAAGGAGCGGGGUAUUACCGGAGGAAAGAGCCGCUUGUUCAAUGCAAUCGGAGCCAAGCCGGUAAUUGCAAGAGACCCCGUCCCGUCGCUGCAGCUCAAAGACAUUUUCAUCGCCGUCAAAACGACGAGAAAAUUUCACGGAACGCGGCUGGCGUUGCUGUUGGAUACGUGGAUAUCAAGGACGCGUGAUCACACCUACAUCUUUACCGAUGAAGAGGAUGAAGAAUUGACCUCCAGAGGGUUCCAUCUCAUUGUCACAAACUGCUCCUCCGAGCACAGCCACCAAGCCCUGUCCUGCAAAAUGGCUUUGGAGUACGAAGGCUUCAUCGCGUCCCAGAAGAAGUGGUUCUGUCAUGUUGAUGAUGAUAACUACGUGCUUCCUCACUCCCUCCUUUCUCUCCUCGCUGCCUUCCCCCAGGAUGGAGACGUCUACGUGGGGAAACCCAGCCUGAACCGACCCAUCGAGGCAGCCGAGCCCCUGCCCAACAACCAGACAGUGAGCACCGCUGACCCUUCACCCCGACCCUCGCACCAAACCCAACCCCAUCACCAAACCCAACCCACACACCUACCCCAACCCCAACCCCAACAGUGAAUAUUGAAUUGUGUUAGUUGCAAACAAAACCAUCAUUACAGCCUGUCUGCGUUUCUAAAGGCGGUUUGGUGCCCUCUUGUGGCUGAGUGUUGUUACUGCAGCUUCCGUGUCCACAGCAGCUCUAUUAUAACACCAGGUUCUUGGCUGAUAAUAUCAAUUAUUUCGUGGUUGCUUUUUAGACAAAAUAAUUUAAACCCAUUUCAAAGAGACCAGCAACAGUAAAAAAAUAAGUUUGCAGGAUGUUUGCUUCUUCCCCUGCUGGUUCGCGGUGCUGUUUACUGUAGUCUGUUUUCCUGUUUCUCUAAACCUGUUUCUUGAGCGGCUUGAGCUUGGUUGCAAGACUCUAACCAUCGGGUUCUGAACAGUCUGCCUGAUUCCAUUCGAAUCACGUGAGAACCUUUCCAGCUAGCCCUGCCCACGUGUGUGCAGUGCAGUCUGUUACAGUGGAACAGGGAGAGUGCCACGCCCGGCGGGGAGGAUUCUCCAGACAAGCAGCUCAGAGGCAGGUUUUAAAAAUGAUCAGAACUCUCUGUCGAAGGAAACCAGAACCGCUCGCGAUGAUUCCAGACAUCGGAAAGAACAUUAAAAUGAUUUUUUUUUUUAUUGCGCAGGCAUUCUAAACUGUCUCUCUUCCUCUCUCUCUCCCUCU
Messenger RNA from Polyodon spathula (Mississippi paddlefish), 1635 nucleotides. RefSeq names its product beta-1,3-N-acetylglucosaminyltransferase manic fringe-like. Gene Ontology annotation, biological process: regulation of Notch signaling pathway. The transcript has 5 exons. Gene Ontology annotation, cellular component: membrane. The coding region runs from base 222 to 986 and encodes 254 amino acids. The record is from RefSeq and is a predicted model, not a curated record. Gene Ontology annotation, molecular function: O-fucosylpeptide 3-beta-N-acetylglucosaminyltransferase activity. Lineage: Eukaryota; Metazoa; Chordata; Actinopteri; Acipenseriformes; Polyodontidae.